AACCUCCGCGGCCACAAUCUCCCUCGGCUCCCGCUGAAGGUAUACAACCGGCGACCAAAGCCGGUCCCCCAAACCAGGAGGAGUCAGUGAUGUUGGAGAGCAUGAGCGAGCUAGUUCGCGGACCGCUUGUUGACAGUCUCAUGGAUGACCACGGCGCCGACCUGAUUCCCGCAAAGGAGAGGGCUAUCCCCGAUGACGCAUUUCCCGAUUUAGGCCCCUCCACGAGAAAACGCAGCGCAAAUCAAACGACCGACCUGGGGGCGUGUUCAAAAUGUGCUGGUCUGGAAACAAGUAUCCACGCAUGCCUCAGGUAUGAAAAAAUUCGGCAGCAUCAGUUAAAUCUAGUCAGCCUUUUCCUCAUUUCUUCAAACGACGGGGGGCGAGAAUAA
Molecule: messenger RNA, 389 nt
Organism: Dibothriocephalus latus
Lineage: Eukaryota; Metazoa; Platyhelminthes; Cestoda; Diphyllobothriidea; Diphyllobothriidae
Source: the annotation of a GenBank genome assembly